Molecule: messenger RNA, 2175 nt
Organism: Oreochromis niloticus (Nile tilapia)
Lineage: Eukaryota; Metazoa; Chordata; Actinopteri; Cichliformes; Cichlidae
Product: low affinity immunoglobulin gamma Fc region receptor II-like
Exons: 8
Coding region: 28-969 (313 amino acids)
Biological process (GO): cell surface receptor signaling pathway; immune response
Cellular component (GO): external side of plasma membrane
Molecular function (GO): transmembrane signaling receptor activity
Source: RefSeq, a predicted model, not a curated record
UCAUACAGGAAGCGUCUAUUGGUUGGUAUGUGGCAAGACAUCAUGGAGGUCAGAGCUCUGUGCAUCAGACUGUUGAUAACUGUGCUGAUCCUGCUGUGUGCACAUGCUCAGAAAGUUGAUGCAGUUUCUCUUCGUGUUGUUCCAAACAAAUCCCAGUUUUUUGAACAUGAGUCAGUUAGUUUUUACUGUGAGGAGAGCUCUCAUGGAUAUGUGUUAUAUAAGAAGAACGAGGAAGUAAAGCAAUGCAACAAAACCAGUAGGAAACCAACAGCUUCAACAACAGGUUCACAGUGCACCAUUGAUCGUAUUUAUAGAUAUGACAAUGGAGAAUACUGGUGUGGGACAGCAGGAGGGAAGAGAAGCAACAAUAUCAACAUCACUGUCACUGAUGGUUCUGUGAUCCUGGAGAUUCCUGCUGUUCCUGUGAUGGAGGGAGAAGAUGUGACUCUGCGCUGCAGAAACAAGAUGCUUUCCUCCAGCAUCGCAGCUGAUUUCUAUAAAUAUGGGCGUCACAUAGGGAGCAGCGCCACAGGAAACAUGAGCAUCCAGAGAGUUUCCAAGUCUGAUGAAGGACUUUACAAGUGCAAGAUCUCAGGAGGUGAAGAAUCAUCAGAGAGCUGGCUGUCUGUCUCUCUGCCAUGUCUCACAGCUUCCACACCCUGGAUAAUUGCCACUAUUUUACUGACCACUCUAAUUCUGAUUAUCGUGGUGAUGGGACUCUAUCUCUUCCGCAAAGAUUUGUACAGAGCAUAUGGUUCAGGCCCAAAAGAAGAUCCAACAGGACAGAACACAAACAAUGAAGCUGAAUUGUGUCCUAAUCCAGUUUAUCAUUCUUUGGGCCAGGGUGGCACUCAACCUCUUGCAGAAACAAUGAAAUCUGUUGUUGCAGACAAACCUUCACAAGAUAUCUACCAACCUGUGGCAGAGGAACCUUUCUAUUCUACAAUUAAAAAACAUGUGCAUCUCUGAGUGAGACUGAAAACAAGGAAGUGACUUAGAAAUAUCCUGUAUUGUUUAUCAUGUAUCAUUUUGCAGUCAGUUAAAAUCUGUGUAUUGUGUAUUUGUAAGUGCUUACUGUACUACAGGUCUCUGUAUAAUGAUACGUAAAGAAUUCACAAUGAUUAGAAAUGUGAAAACAAAUUUACUUCAGAUUUGGUGUCAAUUCACAAAUGAAACUGAAUUAAAUUGAGUUUCAAAUGUUACAGGUGAUCACAUUAGAUAAUAGCUCAUCUGGAGGUUACUUUUUUGAGCUUUCUUUUUCAGUUACAAAUGAGGCCCAGUGGAGUAAAGGUAUAAAAAAGAGACAGAAAAUCAAAGAGAAAUCAUCAUGUUUCCAACCUUGUUAGCAUGGUCAAACUAUAAACAUGGUUGUGGAUAAAAUAAUUCAUUUAUUGCUAAUGAUGUAUUUCACAAAUCAGCUAUUAAUAUCAUUAUAACUUAAUAUAAUGAAUGAAGUGCUUUGAUUUUAUUCUGUGUGGAUUUUUGUGCCCCCUGCAUCCAAGUACUGUGUGUGUAGGUGUGUGUGUCUGUGUGCUUCAUGAGGACAUAGCAUUUGGUCUUCACAAGACAAAACCCUCCAUCCUCAUAAUUUUGAAGUCAUUUUUGAGGUUCAAGGGUCCCUUCGUUGACUUUCUGUCAAUUUUAGGAUACACUUUUAAAGAUUUAAUUAAUUAAUUUUAUGAUCCUGAUUCUGAAUGGGCUGACACCGCUGCAUCAGUCUGACAAUAUUCAUGGUCACACUCUUAUUAGGUCAUCCAAUGAAAUGAUCCUAAAUAAUCCAAGAUCUAGACUUAGAAAAAACUGAGGUUAAAAACUGAGGUGGCAGAGCUCUUCCAGUUGUUGCCCCUAAUGUCUAGAAUGCAUCACCACUUCAUGUUAGAACUGCCCAAACUGAUUCUACAGUACUUUUAACUGUUUAUUCUUUAGUCUUUGAUUCAAGCUAAACUUUGAGUUCUCUAGCAUAUUGAGACUAUCUCUCCACCGAUACAUAUUCCAUAUGUACGGGGUACGACCCCCCUUGGUCGUGGCGUGUGGAUAUUUCUUUAAGACACUGCGGCACGCCCGGCUACACCCCACAGCUUACGUAUAAAACAGCUGUGCGGACGUGAAACCGGUGAUAGUUUGAUUGGAACGCGUCUCCGAGCGGCCUCACGGUGGAGAGAUAGUCUCUCACUA